Messenger RNA from Pecten maximus, 5991 nucleotides. Its product is annotated as ATPase family AAA domain-containing protein 5-like. The transcript has 19 exons. Lineage: Eukaryota; Metazoa; Mollusca; Bivalvia; Pectinida; Pectinidae. Gene Ontology annotation, cellular component: nucleus. Gene Ontology annotation, molecular function: ATP binding; ATP hydrolysis activity; DNA binding. The record is from RefSeq and is a predicted model, not a curated record. Bases 338 to 5617 code for a protein of 1759 amino acids.
UUUAACAGGUCCUAUUGUAACCACUCUACUGACUUAGAGGCCUUUAGCAAUUCUAGUUUAUGAUAAUAUGUUAUAUAUUGCUUCUGGCAGCAGGUCACAGACCCUACAACCAAGCAUCUUUUAUAAUAUGUUUGUCGGCGUCAAUGAAAAGCUCAAAAUGAAGGUGACCGCCGACAUAUUUACUUAAGCUUUCUUGUCACUUAGAUUGACACACACUUUCGCGCCAACAUGGACGAUUCUGAAAGGUACACAAACAUUCGAGACUGAUAUAUUUGAUUAAGAAGGAUUUGAACACUUCCUAGACAGUCGUCCUGUCUCGACACCCAUUUAUAAAUUCAUGUUGGGUAUCACAAUGGAUGAAGGCGCGACAGAGAGGGAAAAUGAGCAGCAGGUAACUGAAAUUUCCAAUGAAUUGCAGUCUCCACAAAGGUCUAUUCUGGAUUUCUUCAAAUCUCCAGACAAAAUCAAACCUGCCAAAAAGCCCACCAGUCUUCUAUCCUACUUUGGAACUGCACAGCAGAAGGAAGCAGAACAAAAACAGCAUGAAAGUUUAAAUGGAAUUGAAAAACAAAAUGGCAAUCUUGUUGAUAAGAAGGGUGAGAAGGGGCCUGGUAAGAAACGCAAGCAAAAAGACAGAGAUAUUGAAAAAAAUGAUGGAGAUGAUUUUGAGGAAGACCAAAAAGGAAAAGGAAAGAAGAGAAAAAAGAGUGAUGAAAAAGCAGAAGGAAAGGAUAAAGAUAAAAAAGAAAAACCUAGCAUGAAGAACUCUAGUUUGGUGAAUGGAAAUAUUGAUCAGAGUACCAGUAAUGCUGAAUUAAGUUCAGAUUUUGAAAGUAAACAUAAAACAAAGGAAAGAAAAAGUAAAGAAAAGGGAAAACCAUCUAAAUCUGUCUGUGAAGAUGGAGAUGUUGGUGAUCAACAAGAAAACUUAAAUUCUGACAAACUAAAAGUGAAAAGUGCACAGAAAUCAGCUGAAGCUAAAAAGAAAUUGUCAGAACAAAAGAACAAAAAUAAACAAAUUGCAGCUACUACAAUUUCAAAGGAAUCCAAAAAGGCUGAAGAAAAUGAGACGAAGGAGAAUAACGAAAAAGAAUCAGUUUCUGAAAUGUGUUAUGAAGAUUUCAUCAAAAGUUUAGAUAAAGAUGUUUCUAAAACUGACAGUCGUGAAGACACAGAACCUACUGUCCUAGAGAAUUUAACUAAUGAUAAAAUUGAAGACGAAAAUGUAGAUGAAGAGACUGAAAGUAAAGAAGAUCUGUAUAUCAAAAACUAUCCAACCAUUUCUAAUUUCUUUAAUAAGGUUGACAGGUUGGCUGCACCAAUUGCUGUCACUGACCCAAAAGUUCUUGGUAAAGUGACUGUCAAGGUGGAUGUACAUUCUGAACCGUCCCCAAAUAAUAACACACUUUCUGACCAUGUACAAAUCAAAGCAUCACCACAUUAUCCCAAGAAAGAAGAGGAAGAGAUUGAACUCAUUAGUUCAGAGACCAUAACGAUAGAUUGUACACCUUCAAGCAAGAAAUCUUUAUUUGGAGUGAAAAAGGAUUCCUCCGAUAAUGUAGAAUUUGUGAAAUUAGAAAAUAAAAUUGAGGGUUUAGCAGAGAGUUUGUCAUCCUGUGAGGACAGCUGUAUGUCGGAGGACAGCAGUGUGUGUGUUGUGGAAGAAGUUGAGGAUGCUAGCAUCUUGGAGAGGAAGAAAUGUUUUCUUCAGAGUGCCACUGUGCCCGAGGUACCAGCUAAAACCACUCAAGUUACUCUCAGUUUCUCUAAGGGUGGACUCCAAGUACAAAAACCAGUGAAACCAACACACUCGACAAGAGUAAGGAAAAAGGACUGUCAGAUCAUGGACCAUGCUCCUGUGUUUGAAAGUACACCCAACAAGAAGUCUAAAGCUUCUAGGAAAUCAAAAAAGACCAUUGAUCUUGAUGAUGACAAGGAGAACAAGAGAAAUAAAGGUAUGCCAGACAAAGCCAGAACUGCCAGCAGGAAGUCUGCAAAAGAAAAGGUGAAGAAAACAGCAGUGAUGGAGAAAAUGGAGGGUGUUGUGUGUGAUCGCAGGUCUUCACUUCGGUCCCGUUACCGAGUUGCAAUAAUUGGUGCAGACACUGGGAAAAAAACGCCCAUCAGAUUGAAGUUUAACAGGUACAGCAAGAGCAGCAGUAGUGGAGUAGAGGAUGGCGAUAACUUCACUCCUCGUAGUUCUAAACAGUCCAAGAAAAAUACCAAGCUGUCUAAAGCUAAGGAACUGCUACAAAAGGCAAAACAGAAAAAUUCAAAGAGCAAUAAAUUCAAGAAAGCAAGUAAGCGGCCCAAGCAAUGUGCAGAAAAGGAUGCAGAGUCUUCAGAUGAUGUCAAACCUGCUAGUAGAAGACGAAGCUCUAGACUUUCUGACAAAUUCUCAAAAGAAUCUGUGGUUAUUGUAGACAGUGAAGGUAGCGGCGAUGAAGUAGAUGGUUGUUAUGACAAAACUCCUAAGGGCAAGAGUAAGACAAAAUCAAAAGGAAGCAAAUCUACACCAGCUAAAUCUACACCCAACAAAGGGACACCCAGCAAGGGCAGAAAGACACCUUCAAAAAAGUCAGGAAAACUAGCCUCCAUCUUUUUGAGCGGAAAAGCUGCCAAGGAAGAGAAGAAACUGGCAAUAGUGUUAGAUCCAGAGGCUGAAAAAUUAAAGCGUGCAUUUCUGAUGAGUGGGGUACCAGAUGAACUACGACGUCAAGCAGUAACUAACGAUGUUGUGAUUGUUGAGGACUACCCACCCCUUCCCACCAUCAACCACACCCAGCAGAAGGAAUCAGAAAUGACUAAUCAGCAUGGUGUCAAAGUUUGGGACCUUCUGGAUAUUACUCUUCCGAAACUGGGUGCGGAUAUCGCAGGUUUUUCUGAUAAGUCACUGGAAUGGAAACAAGAACUUGUUAGCACAGAUCCAAUCAUCUGCGACUGUAGUCGUAUCAGGGAAUUCCAUAAACAUAAUAGAAUAGAGGAUGGAGAUGUUGAGAAGAUUUUAGCUGAGAUAUCGUCGUAUUGUCCAACCUACCCAGCCAGGAAGGUCUUCUCCGUCCUCAAGAUGAAAAAGGACGACUUUGAACAGGAAGCCAAGGAGGCAGAGCAGUUGGAAAAGAAAACGGACACACUGACAGCCGAGGAGAAAAAAUGUGAGAAGGCAGCACCUCGGCGAAGCUUGAGGAAACGUGUGAGCCUUGAACUACCUCAGGUUGUAGAGUUGGGAGGAAGCCCUCCCCUCCAAACAACUGGAGAUGUUCCAUCUUCUGAGGACACAGCCAAUAAACUGGAAACAGUGCCUACAGUGAACUGGACUGACAAGUAUCUCCCGUUACACUCUGCGGAAGUCGUGGGUAACACAGCAAAGGUGAGAAAGUUACACAGCUGGCUGGUAGAAUGGAAACAGAGACUGGACAAAGAAGCUCGAAAAGCCAAGAAACUGGAGCUGAAACAGAAUAAAGGGAAACAGAACAAAGAGUCUGGUAACAGAGAUGACUGGUGGAAUGACGACAGUGACUUUGACCUGGAUAGUGAUGACAGUGACGAUGAGGAGGACGACCGCCUUUGCAACACUGCAAUGUUGUGUGGACCAAGUGGUAUUGGUAAAACUGCCACUGUCUAUGGUCUGGCACAGGAGCUUGGCUUCAAGGUGUUUGAAGUAAAUGCUUCCUCGACUCGAAACGGCAAGCGGAUUCUGGCACAGUUGCAAGAGGCAACACAAUCACACCAAGUGUCUCGGGGAACGGACACACCCACAAAAUGUCCACCCUCAAAAACCGCAAGUGCAUUCCAACCAACUACAAAAAUACCUUCAGCAUUUUCAAGUUUCUUCAAACAAACCAACUCCUCCAAUAAAACCGCAUCAAACAGUGUGGGGAAGGAAGCAAAGUGUAAAAAUGAAAAAGAAUCUGGUAAGCUAAAAAAACGAAAGAGGGAUUUGGAAACAGCACAAAAUCUGGAUGAGAAAACACCUAAGAAGAAAAACAAGAUGGCAAAAUCUGAAACUGCUAUUCCUAUUGACCCCAAGGCAGACGGCAGUCUAAAUCUCUCCAGUACGUCUCUGAUUCUGUUUGAGGAGAUAGAUGUUGUGUUCCCCUCCGACCAUGGGUUCUGGGCAGCAGUACAACAAUUCAUGGCUACUACAAAGAUACCUAUCAUACUGACCACAAGUGAUGCAGGUGUAGUCAAUAAAUUUGAUGGACGCUUCGACCACUACCGCUUCAAGACGCCACCUUAUCGAAAUAUAGCUGUUUAUCUACAACUGAUGUGUCUUGCUGAGAAUGUGAGGACUGAUUUCUUUGAUAUGUACAAUCUUGUGUCACUAUGUUGCGGUGACAUUCGUCGAUGUGUCCUCUCCCUUCAGUACUGGGUGAUAUCAGGUGGAGGUGUAAAGGGCAUGCAACGCACCAUACACAGGACAUUGAACAUACAACCAAUGUCACAAAGUGACAAAUUGGUGGAAAACGGUGUACUAAAUCCAGGGGACCUUAAGAACAAAACGACCUCGCCACGGAAACAAGUGUCCAGUACCAUGGAUGAUGAUGAUGAUGAUGACUUUGUUUGUCUGAAACCUGUCUGUCAAAAGCGAAGUACAAGGUUCAUCAGUGAUGAUGAGGAGUCUAAUAGUAUGCCUCCGGUACCUCUACGUUAUAAUCAGGAUCUUGUUAAUGGAGGGAGUAAAGAGAUAGACUCGGAGAAAGAACGACUUCCACUGGUACAUCUCGGACAUGCAACAUCAUUACAGGGUCUGAUGCUGCAGGGCUAUGACAGUGUUAUAUCUCUUCUGAAACAGAUGUUGGAGGUUGGUGAUGAUAGUUUGGUGUGGUUGGCGAGUCGGGUUUGUGAUCAGUACCGGUCACUGAAGUGUGAUCUCUUGUAUCGCCACCACCUAGCCGUCCUCCCACUGACCACCGUGGAGGCACUCCCACUUCAGCCCACACAAACCUUGGUCAAAAAGAAAUCACAUCGCAGGAUAAAAACAUUUGAUCUGUAUGAUAGUGAAACCUCUAAUGAUGGACUAGGCGAGCAGCCAAUGGAAUGUGAGGUGGCACAAAGUGAAACUCCAGCCAAAACAAUAGAUCCAAAAGAAUCAAUAUUGAUCAAGAAAUCGCUCAAUUCGUUUUAUAGUUUUUAUGACAGUUUAUCUUUAACAGACUCUAUGUCGGCAUUAGAGGAAAGGUUAGCAGUGUCACACGACAGGUCUGGGUCCAAGUUUGACUCUGGUCUCCUUUCAGAUAUACAGCUUUAUAGUUGUAGGAGAUUGUACAAAAUGCAUGAGGCAAUGAAAUCAGAACUCCUGUCAUCAGAACACAUCUGUGUGCCCAUUACACGCGACACACCCAGGGUAGAGGAGCUUCAGGGCAAGGACCACACAAAUUCUAGUGUUGACACACCCACCAGUAGAGCAAGCAGUAAUGUGCGAACUAGUCUACCCCUUGGAAUCACUACUAAUGGAGUUCACCAGGAAUAUCUACCUACUCUCAGAGCUAUAUGUAAAUCGGAACAGUUACGGGAACAGGCAAAAAUCAAACGACGGUUUCAGCAUUAUUUGGAUGGUAUUGGAUUACCCCUGAAAGACAACACACUGUCCGUUCUUUGUACAACAUUCAGGUGACAAAAAGUGGACUGAAGCAUUGCAUUAUCACUCAUUUAUUUGUACAAUGGUCAGGUGACUCUGGUGUGCCGAAUCACAGAAUCAAAUGUCAAUUCUCAGACAGCAGGAUGGAGGCUCCAAGUUAAAUUCCUUAAAGUGAUGCAUCUAAAGUGUGCACCUAUAGAAAUAUUGUAUUUUCACAAUUGUGGAUAAUAUGGUAUGCAGGGCUGAUUUUGUUUUUGCAGUCCAAAGUUUUAAUCUUUUUUGCUAGAAUUGUUCUUUAGGAAAUAAGAAUAGAUAUGUUUCUUUUAUUUUACUUUAUGACAAGCCUUGAUAAGGAUUUUCAAGUCCUCUGUUAAAUCUGAAGUUCGUUCAAGACUUAUGCCAGAAAUGUU